AACCCCAAAAGUUCCAUUCCUUUAAUGUGUUCAUUUUGAACUGUUCAAUCAUCACCAAAGUUCCAAAAAGUCAUACCCUUUUGUUCAAACAUCCUCAUUUUAUACAAUCUCUUGUGUAUGAACAUGAAGAGAAGCAUCGCAGAUGUGAGAGAACUUGAUCACGGCCUAACCGUGGCCAACUGUUUGAUGCUACUGUCCCGUGGCAUCAACAACAACGAUAAUCAAUAUGACUCCUUCUCCGUCUCCAGCCGGGUUUUCGAGUGCAAGACCUGUAACCGCCAGUUCCCUUCGUUCCAAGCGCUCGGAGGUCAUCGAGCCAGCCACAAGAAGCCCAGGUUAACCGGACCAUCAGGAGAUGGAAACAGCAAUAGUUCUGACCAGAGCCUGUCACAGGGGUCAUCACCAAAGCCCAAGACACACGAGUGCAACAUAUGUGGCCUAGAGUUUGCUAUAGGGCAGGCGUUGGGUGGUCACAUGAGGAGGCACAGGGUAGCCUUGAGCAGUAGUAAUACUACUAGCAAUAUUCAUGAUCGAUAUUCGAGUUCGAUGAGUCUGAAUCCUCAGCCUGCGCAAGUAUUUCAAGUUUUGAAGAAGACGAAUAGCGGUAGGAGAGCUAUGUGUUUGGAUCUGAACUUGACGCCAUUAGAGAAUGACUUGGAGAUUCUUCAGCUAGGGAAAGCAGCUCCACUUGUUGGGUUUUUCUAGUUAUAUAUAUAGAGAGAUGAUCGGUGCUUUAAUUCAUUUGUAUGAUUGUAAUUAAUCACGUAGGGUUUGCUGAUGAGGUUUACCGCGGUUCUUCUCUUUUUGGUUCCACCGAUAGGUCGAUCCAUCAGUGUUUGUUCAUUGUAGAAUUUUACACAAUAUGGAUGCCUUUGUUUUGUUAUUGGUUUUGUUUAUUAUUUGGGAAAUGAUCUCCAAACACUUUUAUUUUCUCUCCAUGCGCACCAUUGUUUAUUUUGGUUUUUAUUCAAUAAAAUAAAGGAGAUCCUUGCAU
Molecule: messenger RNA, 994 nt
Organism: Pyrus x bretschneideri (Chinese white pear)
Lineage: Eukaryota; Viridiplantae; Streptophyta; Magnoliopsida; Rosales; Rosaceae
Product: zinc finger protein ZAT12-like
Exons: 1
Coding region: 118-705 (195 amino acids)
Biological process (GO): response to chitin; response to stress
Source: RefSeq, a predicted model, not a curated record